Molecule: messenger RNA, 1651 nt
Organism: Helianthus annuus (common sunflower)
Lineage: Eukaryota; Viridiplantae; Streptophyta; Magnoliopsida; Asterales; Asteraceae
Product: LL-diaminopimelate aminotransferase, chloroplastic
Exons: 10
Coding region: 91-1479 (462 amino acids)
Cellular component (GO): chloroplast
Molecular function (GO): L,L-diaminopimelate:2-oxoglutarate transaminase activity; pyridoxal phosphate binding
Source: RefSeq, a predicted model, not a curated record
AUAGAAGCUAGGUUUUCAUCCCGUUUGCGCCUUCACUACACAAUCCUCCUGUCUACUGUCUUCUUCCCAAUCCAAUCAUUCCAUUUCACCAUGUCUGUUCUUAACCACAAUCACGUAACCCCACUCUCAUCCUCCUCAUCCGCCAUCUUCGCCAAAAACACCUUCACCGGCGUAAGGUCUCAGAUUGUAAGUGUAUCUUCCAAAAAGGCGGGGGUUUGUAAAUGUGUGGCUACUUCUCCGGCUGAACAGACUGCUUACAAGACUAAAGUAUCCCGCAAUGGGAACAUUGCUAAGCUUCAAGCUGGUUAUCUCUUUCCAGAGAUUGGAAGAAGGAAGGCUGCGCACAUGUUGAAAUAUCCCGAUGCACAAGUGAUAAGCCUUGGUAUUGGUGAUACCACCGAGCCCAUUCCAGAAGUCAUUACUUCUGCCAUGGCUAAGAGAGCACUUGGCUUAUCUACCAUUGAGGGUUACACUGGUUAUGGAGCUGAACAAGGUGAAAAGCAACUGAGAGCUCAACUUGCUUCUACGUUUUAUUCAAACCUUGGCAUAGAGGAAGAUGACAUAUUUGUAUCUGAUGGUGCAAAGUCUGACAUUUCCCGCCUUCAGGUCUUAUUCGGGUCUAAUGUUACAAUGGCGGUGCAAGAUCCAUCAUAUCCGGCUUAUGUGGAUUCAAGUGUGAUUAUCGGACAGACCGGGGAGUUCCAAAAGGAUAUCGAAAAAUUCGGCAAUAUUGAAUACAUGAAGUGCACACCAGAGAAUGAUUUCUUUCCUGAUUUAUCAAAAGUUUCUCGAACCGACAUCAUAUUUUUUUGCUCACCUAACAAUCCAACAGGCUCUGCUGCAUCCAGGGAGCAACUGACUAAAUUAGUGAAUUUUGCCAAGGACAACGGGUCCAUUAUAAUUUACGAUUCAGCGUAUGCCAUGUAUGUGUCAGGUGACACCCCUAAAUCUAUCUUUGAAAUCCCCGGAGCCAAAGAGGUUGCAAUUGAAACCGCAUCUUUCUCCAAGUACGCUGGAUUUACCGGAGUUCGUUUAGGUUGGACUGUCGUCCCGAAAGAACUUAAAUAUUCAGAUGGAUUUCCUGUGGCUAAGGAUUUCAACCGCAUUGUUUGUACCGGCUUCAAUGGCGCGUCAAACAUUGCCCAAGCUGGUGGUCUUGCAUGCCUUUCUCCUGAAGGUCUUCAGGCUAUGCAUGAAGUGGUUGGGUUCUACAAAGAGAACACAAAGAUUAUAGUGGAUACAUUUACUUCACUAGGUUUUACGGUAUACGGAGGAAUACACGCCCCAUAUGUGUGGGUCCACUUCCCGGGUCGAAGUUCAUGGGAUGUCUUCAGCGAGAUACUCGAGAAGACCCAUGUUGUGACCACACCUGGUAGUGGGUUCGGACCUGCGGGUGAAGGGUUCGUUAGGGUCAGCGCCUUUGGCCACAGGAACAACGUGUUGGAAGCCUGCAGGAGAUUCAAGGAGCUCUACAAGUGAGAAAAAUGAACCUUCGGAUUACCAUCCAUGUUUUGUAGGUUUAAACCUUUCAAUAAAUGUGGGGUCCGUUUUUAAAAUUAUUGGAACUUUAGAUUCGUCUAAAUGUUUGAUUUCUUUUGGAGUUUAAGAUUAUUGUGUUUCUACAGAUAUUUAGAUUGUUUUACGCCUGCCA